AUGUCCAACCAUAAGAGCACUGAGUCAGCCCUCAAGAACUUGGAGAUCCAAGUGGGACAACUAGCUAAGCAAAUAGUUGAGAAUUCUUUUGGAGGUUUUGGAGCUAAUAUAGAGAAAAAUCCCAAAGAAGAAUGUAAGGUUGUCAUGACUAGAAGCAAGAGGGAGACCAUGGUGGAAUAUGAGAGUAGGACUAGAAAGGAAGCACCAUAUCCCUUGGUGCUGUCUAAGAAGGACAAGGAACGACACUUUACUCGUUUCCUUGAUAUCUUCAAGAAAUUGGAGAUAACUAUCCCAUUUGGAGAAGCCUUGCAACAAAUGUCACUCUACUCCAAGUUUCUCAAGGAUCUGCUGACCAAGAAGGGAAAAUAUAUCCACAGUGAUAAUAUUGUGGUGGAGGGAAAUUGCAGUGCUGUUAUCCAGAGAAUUCUUCCACCAAAAUACAAAGAUCCAAGGAGUGUCACAAUCCCUUGCUUAAUUGGUGUUGUGUCAGUUGGAAAAUCCCUUAUUGACUUAGGGGCCAGCAUUAACUUGAUGCCUCUAUCCAUGUGCAAAAGGAUUGGAGAGUUGGAAAUCAUGCCAACAAGAAUGACAUUGUAG
Molecule: messenger RNA, 597 nt
Organism: Glycine soja
Lineage: Eukaryota; Viridiplantae; Streptophyta; Magnoliopsida; Fabales; Fabaceae
Exons: 2
Coding region: 1-597 (198 amino acids)
Source: RefSeq, a predicted model, not a curated record